This is a messenger RNA of Musca domestica (house fly), 923 nucleotides long. Its product is annotated as arylalkylamine N-acetyltransferase-like 2. The record is from RefSeq and is a predicted model, not a curated record. The transcript has a single exon. NCBI's taxonomy places the organism in Eukaryota, Metazoa, Arthropoda, Insecta, Diptera, Muscidae. The coding region runs from base 161 to 826 and encodes 221 amino acids. Gene Ontology annotation, molecular function: N-acetyltransferase activity.
AAUGGUCAUAUAAACUACAUUGUCGAAGCGUUUUUUCAGUGCAGUUCGUUCCGGCCUUUAAUCGAUACGCGGUGGCAUUGUUCCGCAUUCUAGUUCUAUCGAAUAGUCUCUGCUUAUCAGUUAUUCAAUAGCUAAAAUAAAUUGAAAAAAUAAAAUAACAAUGGCAACUCAAUAUCCCCAUGUCGAAGAUGGCAUUGAAAUCCGUGUGGCCACGGAGGAAGAUCGCGAAGGAGUUUGGAAUCUGCUGUGCAAAUAUUUCUUCCGCGACGAACCUCUGACCAAUGGAAGUGAACCCAAAGAAGAAACGAAUUUUGGCAAGGAAUUUCUGUUGUCCAACAUUGCACACGGCACCUGCUUCUUGGCAGUCGUUAAAGAUACCAAUGAAUUGGUGGGUGUGACCGUGGCCGGUCCCAAGGGUCCUGAGGAGCCGGAACAUUUGGCGAAAGCAGCUGCCGAAGAGGGCAACACAAAAUGGGGUAGAAUUUUGAAAUUUUUGGAAAAAGUUGAAAGAGAUGCCGAUGUCUAUAAACGCUACAAUGUGACAAAGGUUUUGCACGUCAUUGCCACUUGCGUUGAGGAGAAAAUGCGUGGCAAAAAUAUUGGUGCUCGCCUCUAUAAUGCUGUGAAUGAUAUUGGCAAGCAAAUGGGCUUUGAGUUGCAGACUGCCGAUUGUACAAGUUUCUAUUCGGCCCGCAUUAAGGAUCGUCUGGGAUGGGAGUGCGUUAAUGUGGCCUAUUACAAGGAUUAUUUUGAUGCCGAUGGCAAACAGGUCUUCCGUCCCGACCCACCACAUGAAUGCUGCAAAACUUUUGCUAUUCGUUUGUAAGAAUUUCGAGAGAGUGUGUAAUGUGUAAUUCUGUUUUUAUUAAAAUAAUAUUUUAGAGGCUUAGUUAAUUUAAUGAGAAGUGUUUUUUAUUGUAAUU